AUGAUGGCCGACAUCCUGACGAUGAAGUCGCUGCCGGCACCAAGAAUGGAGGAACUGCGCAUGAUGUUCGGGUUGAAGACAACUCAGGAUGAAACCGAGGAGGAGUGUUAG
This is a messenger RNA of Peronospora matthiolae, 111 nucleotides long. Lineage: Eukaryota; Oomycota; Peronosporomycetes; Peronosporales; Peronosporaceae. The record is from the annotation of a GenBank genome assembly.